Molecule: messenger RNA, 4512 nt
Organism: Schizosaccharomyces octosporus yFS286
Lineage: Eukaryota; Fungi; Ascomycota; Schizosaccharomycetes; Schizosaccharomycetales; Schizosaccharomycetaceae
Product: protein phosphatase regulatory subunit Reg1
Exons: 1
Coding region: 1420-4023 (867 amino acids)
Biological process (GO): cellular response to glucose starvation; protein catabolic process in the vacuole
Source: RefSeq, a predicted model, not a curated record
UGACUUUUCUAGUGGAUUCUAUGCAUUCAAACAAUCAUCAUCAAGCUUUCGUUUCUCCUUUUUCUUCAUCGUCUCGUGACCUUGGUUAACGAUUCACUUGAACUCUUGUCUUUUUCUUUCUCUUUUCCAUUUCAUUUUUGAAUUGCAAAUUGUCUUGAAACCUAAACUCCAUUCAAAUGUCUGUUUACAACAAACCAACUAUAAAAAAAAAAAAAAAAAACAAAACAAAAAAGACAAUGCUGUUCCCUACUACGACUAUACCAACUCUUCCAGCAAAGCUUGCUUCUAGUCAGACACCACCUAAACCUUUCAUCAACUGGUCUUUACGAAAAACAACUCCACUUUUCAUCCCAUUCUGUCUCUCUCUUUCUCUCUCCAUCAUGGGUUUUGUUACAACACUUCGGUAAGGCAAUUCCUCACUUUACAUCAUGAUCCACGAAAACAAACUCUGCGACUUUUUCAAAAAUAAUACCGCUCUUGGAAUCCAUAAAACAAGGAUCUACGACGAAGCCCCAGAAGAGAUCAUCUACGCGGCUUCAAGCUUUCCAUUUUUGCAAUGGUCGCUAUCUGAAUCUAUCCAAUUUCUCUUUUGGCUCAAUUCGCCAUCGUUAUGUUAUGUGUCUACCAAUAUCCUUUCAUCACCUCGCUCCGGGGCUCAUCUCUUACAUACUAUGUAGCAGAAUUUACUCGGUUUCGAUGAUUCACUUGCAGAGAGUCCAAGGCUUCUUCUUUGUAUCGGUUGUCGUUUCCAGCUAACCCGAGCGAAUCCCAUUCUUGCUGCUUGUUUGUUUACAGUUGCUACUUUUACAAAACUCGUCCAUUCUCAUUUUGACAAGAGACUCACCGACGCACAGAGAGACACACAAACACACUCUCUCUUUCUCUCCAUACAAAACUAAUUCUUUCUUUGACUCUCAUUCUUCUCAUGCUCUUUCAUUCCCAAGUGUGGCUUGUCUUGUUUUCACAUAGUGAUAGCAUCCCCCCCCCCAUGGAUCUGCCUCCCGUAAAGUCCUGUUUGACUCGUUUACGAUGAGCAAAGAAGUGGAUUUAGUUAGAGUCAUCGGUUCCCAUUCCUUCCUUUCCCUUCCCCACUCAGCUUUACUUAUAUAUAUAUGUAUAUCUUUAUUCACAUAGGAUUUACGAAAGGCAUUUCGUAAUAUCUGACAGUCUUUAAUAUAAUAACAAGUUAGUAUUACGAUACGGUGGUUCAAGAAUUGAAUGUCAUACCCUUCCUCGAUUAGCGAACGCAAACAGAGGAUCGACUUGCAAUUUGCAUGCCGUUUCUCCACCAACAACACACACGAUUGAAGACGAGAAAUUGAGGUGAAGCCUGUUCGAUCAUAUUGAUCUGUUCAAACCAUUUGUCUACCGAAAAAUUGCUUUACGCAACUAGAAUUCACUGGUAGUCGUUGGUUUGAUAUGGCAGUGAAACCAGAUGUUACUAUCGGUCGAUUUUCAGAUGAAGAAUUUGCCAAAAGCAACCAUUCUCACUUCAAUUCACUUCCUUCUCAUCAAUCCCAUCCCCCAACUAUAAUGCUCGAAACACAUGGUCCUACUUCUUUGUCUCCGUCAUCACCGACCUCGUCUUCUCCUUCGCCUUCCCCUUCCUCGUCUUCCGCUGCGUAUAGAAAGCCACAAAGGAAAGCGCGAAGCCAAUCCCUCGUUUCCUCACCCAGCAGUCCGUUCAACGAGAAAACGCAGGUACAUCCGCCUGGUCACAUUCAAGACCUGUCGGUCGUUUUGAACACUUCCAAUCACGCGGUUCCUCAAUUGUCGGUGGCUCCUCCUCCUCCCGAAACUGAUCCAAAUUUGCAUCAAGAUUCUUUCAUCGCUUACCCACGGGAUUCUUCUCAUGCUAUGGCAACCAAACAGGAUCAAUCGAUCUUUUCUUCUUCUUCGCGUAAAAAAUUACAUCCUUUUGUUAAUUCAGAUUCACGCUCUGAUGCCCCUGCAUCCCAUUCAGCUCUUCUUUCCGAUGAAAUAGAGUACGAGGAUGUUUUGAACGAGGCUUCCCCUUCUAACGAGCCCCGUCAUCCUUCUUUCCCCAUACAGCAUCACCUUCCUCAUGCCCGUCAGGAACAGCAACAACAACAACAACAACAACCUAAACCUCAUCAUCACCAUCUUCAUCAUCAUCAUCCUCAGGAGUCCAAUCCUUCGUUGCCCAUCACUUUUGACCACAAAACCCAACCUGACAUUGACAACGAUCAAAUCUUCCUAUCAUCCAGUUGCCCUACUCAGCAUGGAUUCCCUUCCCAUCCUCAAGACUCCUUUAAGGACAUCCAGCCCAAUUCUGAUUUAGCAUCCUUACCCAGAAUCCAGCUCAUGCUUCUUGGAGCCGACGACAGUGAAAUAAAGAAAAACGCCCUUACUCAAGUUGAUUAUCUCUCUCACGAGUGGAGUGAGACCGACAUCUGGGCUAGUUGGCGUGAAAUCACAAAAUCAAAAAAUAGCUACGAGAAUGGCUUGCGUUUAGAAAAUGCUUCUUGGCGUUCUUGGAUUAAAUAUAAAUAUCAUCUUCCCACCAUCUCUCCUGAAACUUUGAAUUGGCUAAAAGAAUGCGAUGUUACAUGGCUUUAUGGCCCGUUACUCCAUGCUUCAAUGCCUUCUAUUCAUAAUUCACAAAUAUUGAAACAACAGCAAACUCAUGCAGAUGGCUCCAAUCAAAAUCAGGAUGGGAACGAACAGCACGAUUCCGGUAGCGAACGCAGCUCUCAAACGUCUAUAAACAAAAAGCCAAUCUUAAAGCGACGUUCUCCGCAAGAGGUCUUACUUUCUGGUCGUGAUGUUACGCCUCGUCCCCAGGCUUCUCGUUUGGACACCUUGUUGCGUUAUCCCUCCAAUGAGGCAGCUUCAAAUUCAAACGUCCAUGGUCUUCGGGGUCCCGUGUUCCGUCCAUCCCAUUCUGCUCAGCCAUCUCGACGAAUUCAUUUUAAUGACAAAGUCCAACAGUGCAUUGCUGUCGAUUUUGUCCAGAGUUCUAAAAAUUCUAGCGCAACUGAUUUAGACGACUAUGCCGGUUCUGAAGAGACAAAGAAAUCAGACGAAGACUCAAAUGAAGUUUUUUUGGACGGUCCUCGUGCAUCACAACCAAACAAUUCGCGUAGCAUAGCCGAGUUACCUGACUCAACACUUAAAGUAUCAAUCGAAGAUCAAAUUUACAACCAGGAGAAUAAGGACCAUUUUGGUCGUGACGGUAGAAGCCGCUUUCCCAGAAUCCCAGAGUAUUAUGGUGAAAAUGAUUUUGAGGAAGAUGAAAUAUAUCGCGAAGAUCGCCAUUAUGGAGGCUUUGAAGAUUACGAUCACAACAUCCUUGUCGAUGGCGAGGGUGAUGGGUACUAUUCCGACGACGAUGCUUUCGCUGUUGAAGAUAUCAGCAACUAUCGUGGUGAGCAAAGUGAUGAUUCUAGCAAUGAUGAGUCUCAGUUCUUGGAGUAUGCCAACGAUAGGAAUGGUUCUGACGAAGACGAAUUAAGUGAAAGUCCUCCUGACCAUGAUUCUAUGCCGUCAAGUCCUUAUUCUGUUUUCUCUCGUACGCCAUCCGAUGCGGGCUCAAUGGGAAACAGAAGUAUUUAUUCUCCGUACCUGCAUUCCCCCAAUGAAUCGAACGUUUCACGUUCUGUGGAUGAAAGAACGGGCGAUGAGCAUUACAUUGACAUGAACGAUAUGGUAUCAAACAAUAAUAAAUCUACUCGUAAAUUAACUGAACCGAAGACGGGUUCCUCUUCGUCGGUUUCCUUUUCAAAGCAAAUUAGCCCUGCCACACCUACGAUUGCUGAAAACUUGCAAACCGUUUCACUUGGUCCAUCUUCCAUGGAAUCUGAAGUAAAAGGUAUAAAUUUGGUUGAUGGAGCGAAUUCUCCUAAAGUACGUAGUACCCAAGUUGACAAUACGCAGGUGCGUUCAACGGACCAACCAACAAACAGAAGCAAAGAACAGCAGAAGGGAUCAAGCCUGAAUACGGAUCCCUCGAAUAGGUUGGUCGGCAUGUUGCAAAAUAAAUUGAAGUCGUGGAACGAAUAGAUUGCGGAAGUUUAAUUUUUUGAAUUUUGUGUUCAUUGAUGAAACGAAUUACUGUUUUUCGAGCGGAAAAGAAAGAAAACAAAACUGAGAGCAAUUAUAUUACAUGUGGAUUGCGAAUUUCUCUUACUGUAAACUAGUUUCGCUGAACUGAACGUUUGCGUUUAUAAUGAAGUAUUUAAAAUCUUAUAAUAUACCGACUAGAGCAUUGAUUAUUUCACGAUUCUUUUAUUUCUUUUUUUUUUUUACUUUAUUUUCUCAUGUGGAGAUAUAUUAAGUCUGUUGGAAGUUGAGUUUUCCUGGUUGUCGGACAGACUAUGUAUGCAUCACGAUCUUUUGUGAUUGUGUAUGUAUUAACGAAUUUUCUUUCUUUCUGUACGGCGGUCCACUUAUGAUAUUUAUGUAAUUUUAAUCUAUUUUGGAGUAUAAAUCUUAAUUUAAGAAAACUAAUAUUCAUGAUUAAUAAAUAAAUGAUUUUGAGGCAUCUCGUAA